AUGUGGGUGACCCCGGGUCCCUCGUCCCGCUGCCCUGACGCCUGCCACAGCCCGGAUCCCCCUUCCCUUGCCAGGAUGCUGCUCCCUCUGCUGCUCCUCCUCUGGGCAUGGGGGGCCCUGGCCGCCUCCCCUCAUCUCCCCCCAGCAUCUCUCACCCUCCGGGUGCUUAAAACCACCGUCUUCCACAACGCCAGCUCCACGGAAGUGGCGGGGAUGGCCCUGCUGGGCGACCUGGAGACCCACUCCCUGGCCUGCAGCACCUGCGAGAUCCGCUUCCUGCAGCCCUGGGCCCAGCAGGGCCUGACCCCAAAGCAGUGGCAGGACCUGGAGCUGCUGAUCCAUCGCUCCCUGGCCGACUUCAUCCGUCUGGUGAACAAAGUGGUUCAGGAUGAAGGAGGAGGCUACGCCCAUCCUCAUCCCCCUGCCCUUCCUGUCCCAGACCCCUUUGUUACCCAGAUCUCCUUCAGCUGCGAGCUGCACCCCAACGGCACCUCGAGGCGACUCUGUGACGUUGCGGUGCAUGGCGAGGACUUCAUCAGCUUGGACAUGGACACAGGCAAAUGGGUCACUCCGUAUGGGGAGAAGCUGGGGAGCUACAUCCAGGAUCUUGUCAACCAGGAUAGGAGCAUAUCCACCCUGUUUUCGUUUCUCCGGAGAACAACGUGUCUUUACGGGAUCAAUAUCGUUGCCCAGUAUGGGAGAGAGUCUCUGGAGAGGCAAGAGCGUCCGGUCGCUGUGGUGUUUGCCCGAGCGCCUCCCCCAGCCGGGACCCCCGCGCUGGUACUGCUGGUUUGCCGGGUCACCGGUUUCUACCCCCGGCCCGUCCACGUGGCCUGGCUGCAGGACGGGAAGGAGGUGACACCAGGCUGGUGGCUGAACUCCAGCGGGAUCCUGCCCAAUGCGGACCUGACCUACCAGCUGCGCAGCUCCCUGGCCGUGGGGCCGGGCACCGGGCACAGCUACGCCUGCCGGGUGCAGCACAGCAGCCUGGGGGGCCAGAGCCUGCUGAUCCCCUGGGAGCAGAGCAGGCCCUGGGGCCCCGGCUGGGCCGUGGGCAUCACCCUGGGGGUUCUGGCCGUAGCCGCCAUGGCCGUGGUGCUGUGGCGGAGCAGACGCAGGGGCUACCAGGACGUUAGACCAGGGGAGUCCAGCGCCUCAGGGGACGGCACCGGACCAGGUGUGGGGACCAGCCCCUCUCCUGGGGACAUGGACCUUGGGAAUCGAUCUGCGCCAGGCUCCAGAGCUGAGGGUCCCGAGGACUGAUCUGGUUUGGAGCACUGAGUGAUCGGGGCCCGGGCUGGGGGGUUGGGAUUUUCCUUCCUAGGGAUGUUCGGAGCAUGCUGGACAUUUGGGAGCUGUCACAGAACGGGAAUUUUCUGAACUAUUUUAAAUGAAUAGUGUGUGUGCCUCCAUUACCCCAACGUGCUACCUGGUUAACUAGCUGGCAGGGAAAGGCUGGGUAAUCUGCAGGGACCCAGAGGUGACAAAUGUCAGCUGUGGGGCCUCGGCCCCAUGUCCACGGAGAGUCCGAGAAGGACCUUUGGUACCCAGCAAGUACCGCCCGUGGGUGGCUGACCCCUCAGCAGGAAGCCAGCCGGGUGUGCCCAGUGGGGGAACAAAGGGCUGAGGAGGGCCCAGGUCAGGUGUGUGUGUGUGUGUGAAGUGUGGGGGGCUGGAAGCUGGGGCUCUCUCCUGAG
This is a messenger RNA of Chelonoidis abingdonii (Abingdon island giant tortoise), 1697 nucleotides long. Lineage: Eukaryota; Metazoa; Chordata; Testudines; Testudinidae. The record is from RefSeq and is a predicted model, not a curated record.